This is a messenger RNA of Rhagoletis zephyria (snowberry fruit fly), 768 nucleotides long. Lineage: Eukaryota; Metazoa; Arthropoda; Insecta; Diptera; Tephritidae. The record is from RefSeq and is a predicted model, not a curated record.
AUGUUCACAAGAAAACUAAACGCCCUCCAGUAUGAACAACCGUUUAACAUUGAAAAUGACACAGACUUUCAGAAGCUCAUUUUCUGGAUGGAGAACACCAAAAUUCGCUUCUACGCGCCGGAAGAUCGAGAUAAUCUGGAAGUGGGAGCUGCCAACUGGAAUUCAGGACUGGAAAAUUAUUUGAAAGAAAUCGGCUAUCAAGGAACGGCUACCGAUGACCGAAAGAAGGUGGUCGACUUUCUGCUUAACCUUGCUUUGCAAUACCAAAUGGAAGAUACACGAUCUCAACUGAAUCUCUCCAAAAAGGAAAUCAGCGAUCUCGCCAAAGUGAACACCAGCGCCGCUAAUCUGACGCAAAUUGACGUCAACUCUGCGCCCUUCAUUGAUGGACUUCGUGAACUCUCCGCUCUGCUAGACGUGCCCUUUUACCAGGAGGAGCCGCUGGUCACAUUACGUGCAAUUUCCAUCCUCUUACGGCGUCUGAAGAGGGACACCAGGAGCCCCAGCACCAGUGAAACCAGCAGUGACGAUGGCUCUAAAAAGAAAAAGCUCAGCUUCAAAACCGACGACAGCAAGUUGGCGGAGCCGUUCAGCAAAACCUCCAAAUACGACCCGCCGAUGAACCGAGCCGCCAAUGUGCUUCGUCUGCUGUACAUCAACGACCUGCGUCAGCUGCAGACCGCCAUCAACGGCAUGAUCGUUCAGGUGCAGUCGCUGACGGCCAACCCUAAAACGGACACAAAGCUGGGCAAAAUCGGUCGCAAAUAA